Messenger RNA from Paramecium pentaurelia, 705 nucleotides. Lineage: Eukaryota; Ciliophora; Oligohymenophorea; Peniculida; Parameciidae. The record is from the annotation of a GenBank genome assembly.
AUGAUCCAUUACAUCCAAUAUUCAAAGAGCAACUUACCUAAACUAGGCCUCAAAAUGAUGGCCAAAGUAUUUCUUGUCUGAUAAAGUCAAGGAUAAGUAAUUAAGAGGAAAUAACAUGUUUAGAUUGCAGCAAAUGCAGAGUAAUUAAAUUUUCAAUACUAAUUAGUGACAAAAGUGUUCUAUCAUUGAGAUUAAAAAAUUCAUUUAAGAAGAACCAAUGCUUGAAUAAUCUCUGAUUCGACUAAUUGAUUUGGGAAAUAUAAAUGAAAAAAGUUAUAAAUAUCAUAAUCACCCCCGACACCCAAACCCAAGAAAAAAAAAGACUAUGUUAUUAUGAUAUUUGAUAGAUUGAGCAGCCAUUAUAUUCGAUAUUUGGAUUAAUUUGUCAUCAUCGAAUAUUUUAAUAAACGAGAUAAAGUAUAAUUUAAAUUUAUAUAUUAAAUAUUGGUCUAAAAUCAAUCGAGUGAAGUACGUAUUUAUUUUUCAUCCAACAUAAUCAAAUUCAUUGACCUAUAGUUGAUUGCUAUGAGUAGAAUGCUCCAAGGGAGAGAAUAAAAUGAUUACAAGUAUUUUAAGCUGCCAAGUUAUUUAAUUAAUCUAACAAAUAACGAAUUUUCAUCAUACAUUAAAAAUCAUUAAUAUAUCAUACCUAAUAUUUACCCAAUCUCAUUAAAGCUGUGGAUCAGGCUUAUGAACUAAGUUUGA